This is a messenger RNA of Cryptosporidium ubiquitum, 267 nucleotides long. RefSeq lists its product as uncharacterized. The record is from RefSeq and is a predicted model, not a curated record. Gene Ontology annotation, biological process: protein folding. NCBI's taxonomy places the organism in Eukaryota, Apicomplexa, Conoidasida, Eucoccidiorida, Cryptosporidiidae. The coding region runs from base 1 to 267 and encodes 88 amino acids. Gene Ontology annotation, cellular component: prefoldin complex. The transcript is spliced from 4 exons.
AUGGACCAACACCAACUUAUGCUCCAAAACAGAAUUGUUAAGACAACCUUUGCCAUUAAGUCCAAAGAAGCAGCAAUUCAGUCUAUUGAUAGUAUUAAAGAUGACGAAAAAGUCUACAGAGAAGUUUCUAGGAUGUUUAUCCUAAAUACUAAAUCUUCUCUCAAAUCACAACUUCAACAGGAAUUAGACGAUUUAAAAACUCUUUUAAAUAAAAUGAAGAACCUAGAAGCAUCCUGGGAAUCCAAACAAAAACAGGCAAACCAAUGA